AUGGCACUUCUAUCACACUCUAAAAGGCCAAAGUUCCUCUUUUCGCUACGGAUUCAAGAACUAGCAAACAUUCCAAAAGUAUCAGGGGCUUGUUAUGUCAAAUGGUAUCUUAAAGACUCGCCAACACAACAAACCAGAGGGCGUACUCAAAAAGUACAUAUCAAAGACCAUAGAGCUUAUUGGGGAUAUGACUAUGAAGCAUUAGUAAAGCUGGGAAUAAAUAGAAAUAAAUUACUGCAAGAUAAAAUUCUUGUUUUAAUUGUUUACACUGAGAAUUCACAUCAUCAUCACCAUCAUCAAAGAACACACUCAAAGGAUAAUAAUUCAUCACUGAAUCCAAACCCUCAAAAUCAAUUGGAUCAUCGCCCACUUAUACCAGUUGAUAAAUUAGAAAACUUGGAUGAAAAAUUAAUACCCACCACUGAUCAAAAGACAACAUUAGGUAAAAUUGAAAUAAACUUAGCUGAAUAUGUCAAUUACGAAGAACCUACUUCGAAUAGAUAUCUGUUACAACAAUCCAAAAUAAAUUGUAUAUUAAACGUUAAAAUUGGUAUGGAGCUAAUCAAAGGUGAAAAAUCAGAGUUCAUUGCCCCUUCAAUGAAGAACUCAAAUGUAUUUAAAGGUAUUUCAAAUGUUUUCAAUGAAUCAUCUGCUUUCCAUGAAAGUAUAACUAGACCAAGUUCUGCUGCUCCAUCUCAUAAUAAGGCUAAUAGUGCAUCAGGUAUGAGUAGUCCAGACUAUAAAAACCAUAAAUCAACAAUGGCUAUAACUUCAGAUCCUAUUGUUGCUAAAUUAUAUGAAAAAACAUUCGAGAUUUCUUGGGAUCCUAGACCAGGUGAAUUUACUGCUGGUGAAAGUGUUGAUGAUAUAUUCAAUGGCGGAGAUGGCUGGGCUAAAAACGAAGAAGGUAUCAAUCUGAUUGAUUUGGAUAUUGAUGCUAAUAGAACUCAAAAUCCCCUACAUCAAGUCAGUGACUAUAAGGGUGAUACUACAACCCAAGCUCUACUUAAAGAAUCAGAUAUAAGAGAAGAUUUGAAAAGUUGGUCUAUUAAUCAUACACUUCCAUAA
Molecule: messenger RNA, 1068 nt
Organism: Hansenula ciferrii
Lineage: Eukaryota; Fungi; Ascomycota; Saccharomycetes; Phaffomycetales; Wickerhamomycetaceae
Exons: 1
Coding region: 1-1068 (355 amino acids)
Source: RefSeq, a predicted model, not a curated record